AUGGAGUCUGGGUCAAGCUCUUUUCGAGUGGAAUUUCCAGAUUUUUCUAGCACCAUCUUGCAGAAGUUAAACCAGCAACGCCAGCAAGGACAAUUAUGUGAUGUGUCCAUUGUAGUUCAGGGCCAUCUCUUCAGAGCCCAUAAAGCUGUUCUUGCAGCUAGUUCACCUUACUUCUGUGAUCAGGUUCUCCUAAAAAACAGCAGGCGAAUAGUGCUGCCUGAUGUGAUGAAUCCCAGAGUAUUUGAAAACAUUCUUCUGUCUACCUAUACAGGUCGGCUGGUAAUGCCUGCUCCAGAAAUUGUUAGUUAUUUGACAGCAGCAAGUUUCCUUCAGAUGUGGCAUGUAGUGGAUAAAUGCACUGAAGUGCUAGAGGGAAACCCAACAGUUCUGUGUCAGAAGAUGAACCAUGGCAGUGAUCAUCAGUCCCCGAGCAGUAGUAGUUACAAUGGCCUUGUUGAAACCUUUGAACUUGGCUCUGGAGGACAGACAGAAUUCCACAAAGUGCAGGAACUAAGGGAUGGUGAAAAUGAAGAAGAGAGCUCUAAAGAUGAACUGUCAUGUCAACUGACAGAACAUGAGUACCUUCCCAGUAAUUCUUCAACAGAACAUGAUAGACUUAGCACUGGAAUGACAAGUCAGGAUGGUGAAGAAGGAACUAGUGAUAGUGCAGAGUACCAGUAUACCAGACCUAUGUAUAGCAAACCCAGCAUCAUGUCUCACAAGCGGUGGAUCCAUGUGAAACCAGAAAGAUUUGAGCAAGACUGUGAAGGUGUUGAUAAUCCUUAUGAUGAACACCAAGUUUCUGAAUCCAUGAAUGCCAUUCAGACAGAUCAUUCAAUCCAGUCUUCAGGUGUUGAAGACUUUCAUAUAGGUGACAAAAAGAUGGAAGCAGAAUUUGAUGAACAGGCAGAUGAAAGUAAUUAUGAUGAACAAGUUGACUUCUAUGGCUCUUCUAUGGAAGAAUUUUCUGGUGAAAGGGCAGAUGGAAAUUUAAGUACUCACAGACAGGAUCUUAUGAUAGCAGCAGGCUAUGGUGAAGGCAUUGAAAUGGCUACAGGAAUUAAAGAAGAAACAUCCCUCACUGGAUUCUCACAUGCUGAUAAGCUGUAUCCUUGUCAGUGUGGUAAAAGCUUUACACACAAAAGUCAGAGAGAUCGGCAUAUGAGUAUGCACCUUGGUCUUCGACCUUAUGGCUGUGGUGUCUGUGGUAAGAAAUUCAAAAUGAAACACCAUCUUGUAGGCCAUAUGAAAAUACAUACAGGCAUAAAACCAUAUGAGUGUAACAUCUGUGGGAAGAGAUUUAUGUGGCGGGACAGUUUUCAUCGGCAUGUAACCUCUUGUACCAAGUCAUAUCAAGCUUCUAAAGCUGAGCAAAGUACUACUGAGAUGAACUAAGACAUCAGUGCUUACAUUUGUUUAGUAGAGUAAGCAAAAUAAACUAAUUAUGCAAA
This is a messenger RNA of Phaethon lepturus (White-tailed tropicbird), 1451 nucleotides long. It is a transcript of the gene ZBTB43, whose product is annotated as zinc finger and BTB domain containing 43. Lineage: Eukaryota; Metazoa; Chordata; Aves; Phaethontiformes; Phaethontidae. The record is from RefSeq and is a predicted model, not a curated record. Gene Ontology annotation, molecular function: RNA polymerase II cis-regulatory region sequence-specific DNA binding; protein binding; DNA-binding transcription factor activity, RNA polymerase II-specific. The transcript has a single exon. Gene Ontology annotation, biological process: regulation of transcription by RNA polymerase II. Bases 1 to 1395 code for a protein of 464 amino acids.